AUGCUAUGCUACCGAAUAAAUAAUCCAACAAUAUCUGCUCUUGCUGAAGACAAUCGAAACGAUGUCGCAUCAAAUAUUGUGGCACUUCUUUGCGGACUUAUCGCACAAGUCCGUCACCUCACUGGCAUAACAGCUGAACCGUUAUUUCUCCAGCGUAUUACUCAUCUUGUCUAUAAUUUUCGUCCCGAUAUUGUGACGAAAAUCGAUACUGUUCGGGCUUUUCAUUGUGGCACAAAAUUUUUCGUGGAAGUUGAUAUUGGUUUACCAGGCUCAAUGCCUCUGGCUAUUGCUCAUGAAAUCGGACAACAAUUGCAAGAACAGAUUGAGAAGCUCGAUGAUGUAGAACGUGCAUUUGUACAUUUGGACUUUGAAUUUACACAUUUACCAUAUAGUGAACAUAAGAUCGUGUAA
Molecule: messenger RNA, 411 nt
Organism: Rotaria sp. Silwood1
Lineage: Eukaryota; Metazoa; Rotifera; Eurotatoria; Philodinida; Philodinidae
Source: the annotation of a GenBank genome assembly